AGAUAUACCCGCUAAUUAUGCUUGAACCGACAUCGCGUGCCUAAAUCUCAGCUAGUUGAAAAGGAGGAAUUGUUAGGUACUGAAUAAAGUAUCCCCUCGUACCAUAUACAGCCCGAAACGGUAACGGAAACAAAACCGCAAAGAAGAGGGAGAGAAAACCCCGUAGCAACGAGGCCCGUCUAGCAACAUGAGGCUCACAGCCGAGCUCCUCCAGAAUUCCCCCUCCUGGCUCAACGCGCUGAAAGAGCGCGAGCUCGAGCUGAGAGGACACCGGAUUCCCACCAUCGAGAAUCUGGGUGUGGCAGGUCCGCAGGAUGCCAUAGACUUCGUCGACAACGACAUCCAGGUGCUGGGCAACUUCCCCCUGUCGCCGCGGAUACAAUCCCUCCUCCUACAGCGCAACCGCAUCGCCUCCGUACAACCCACCCUCGCCAAUUCGAUCCCGAACCUUACCACCCUACAGCUAGAGUCGAAUAACCUGAACGAGCUCGCCGACCUCGACCCUCUGGGGACCUUUCCCCGCCUGACGCACCUGGUGCUGCGAGACAACCCUGUCACGAAGAAAGAUCACUACCGGUACUGGGUCCUCUGGCGCUGCCCGUCGGUGCGCUUCCUCGACUACGAGAAGGUCAAGGAGGCGGAGCGGAAGCGGGCGCGGGAGCUCUUCGGCAGCGCGGAGCAGCCGACCGAGCUCGCGACGCAGAUCAUGGGCGUGCGGUCGAAGGCGUUCGACCCGACGGCAGCAUCGAACGGCGGCGGCGGCGGCGGCGGUGGCGGCGCGAGCGGCGGAUCCCUGCCCGCGCGCAUGUCCCGCAUCAAGCUCACCGACGGCGAGAAGAGGCGCCUCCAGGACAUGAUCAAGCACGCCACGAGCCUCGACGAGAUCACACGCCUCGAGGCCAUGCUACGCGAGGGCCGGAUGCCCCCCGGCGUGCACCUCGGCGACGAGAUGGAGGAAUAGGAAUUCUACGAGGGCGCGCAUGCGAGAGGAUAAUGGGUGGGUGUGUGGGUGUGUGGGGGGAUUGGGAACGUGUGCUAUAUUCGAAAGAAAGCAUCCCUAAGGACAGGGCAGGGUGGUGCGGGACAGGCGUCUGAAUACGUAUUUUUCGACUGUUUUGCCGAACGAGAACAUUCGGGUAUACCCAUAAAGUAGGCAAGGGAUGGUAGAUUUCUGCCGCCCUCAAGUUAGGAGCAUCGACCUC
Durotheca rogersii is the source of this 1202-nucleotide messenger RNA. RefSeq names its product L domain-like protein. The coding region runs from base 188 to 961 and encodes 257 amino acids. NCBI's taxonomy places the organism in Eukaryota, Fungi, Ascomycota, Sordariomycetes, Xylariales, Xylariaceae. Gene Ontology annotation, cellular component: U2 snRNP. Gene Ontology annotation, molecular function: protein binding; U2 snRNA binding. Gene Ontology annotation, biological process: mRNA splicing, via spliceosome. The transcript has 5 exons. The record is from RefSeq and is a predicted model, not a curated record.